CAUUCUAGAGACACUCUGCUCCUCCUUUCGGCGGGAUCGAACUCUCUCAAAACUCUCUCUCUCUCUCUCUCUCUCUCUCUCACUCUCACACAUUGCGAUCAAAGUUAUAGUUUGGUUGAUCUCCCAGGUUCUAGCUCUGUCUGUGUUGCUUGGUUGUGAUGGCGGUUGAGAGGCUUUUUAAAGAUGAAGCUACUGAAGAGAAGGGUGAGCGAGCCAGAAUGGCAUCCUUUAUUGGUGCAAUGGCAAUUGCUGACUUGGUGAAGACAACUUUAGGGCCUAAGGGAAUGGAUAAAAUUUUACAAUCAACAGGCAGGGGACACAGUGUUACUGUGACAAAUGAUGGUGCUACAAUCUUAAAGUCCCUUCAUAUUGAUAACCCAGCUGCUAAAGUUCUUGUUGACAUAUCAAAGGUUCAAGAUGAUGAAGUUGGAGAUGGAACAACUUCAGUUGUUGUUUUGGCUGGGGAACUUUUGAGGGAGGCAGAAAAGUUGGUAGCUACAAAGAUUCAUCCAAUGACAAUAAUAUCAGGUUAUCGGAUGGCUGCUGAGUGUGCUCACAAUGCUUUACUGCAGAAGGUGAUGGAUAAUAAAGACGAUGCAGAAAAAUUCAAGGAAGACUUGAUGAAGAUUGCAAUGACUACUUUGAGUUCCAAAAUUCUUUCCCAGGACAAGGAACAUUUUGCAAAACUGGCUGUUGAUGCUGUUAUGAGGUUAAAGGGCAGCACAAACUUAGUGUCCAUUCAGAUUAUUAAGAAGCCUGGAGGAUCACUGAAGGAUUCAUUUUUAGACGAGGGAUUCAUUCUAGACAAGAAAAUAGGUAUUGGCCAACCGAAACGCAUUGAAAAUGCAAAGAUCUUGGUGGCAAAUACUGCAAUGGACACAGAUAAAGUAAAAAUUUAUGGUGCCCGCGUUCGUGUUGAUUCAAUGGCUAGGGUUGCUGAGAUUGAAGGGGCUGAGAAGGAAAAGAUGAGAGAGAAGGUUCAAAAGAUUAUAGCUCAUGGGAUUAACUGCUUUGUUAACCGACAGUUGAUCUACAAUUUUCCAGAGGAACUCUUUGCUGAUGCAGGAAUACUUGCAAUUGAGCAUGCUGAUUUUGAAGGUAUUGAGCGCUUGGCACUAGUUACUGGUGGUGAGAUUGCAUCAACCUUUGACAAUCCAGAAUCAGUUAAGCUAGGACAUUGCAAGCUCAUUGAGGAAAUUAUGAUCGGUGAGGACAAGCUGAUCCACUUUUCUGGCGUUGAAAUGGGUCAGGCUUGCACAAUAGUAUUGAGAGGUGCAAGCAACCACGUGCUUGAUGAAGCUGAGAGAUCUCUGCAUGAUGCCUUGUGUGUGUUGUCUCAAACGGUAAAUGACAGUAGGGUUUUGCUUGGUGGUGGGUGGCCUGAGAUGGUCAUGGCAAAGGCAGUGGAUGAGCUGGCCUGGAAGACUCCUGGCAAGAAAUCUCAUGCUAUUGAAGCUUUCUCGCGGGCACUCCUAGCCAUUCCAACUAUCAUUGCUGACAAUGCUGGCUUGGACAGUGCUGACUUGGUUGCCCGGCUCCGAGCAGAGCACCACAAGGAAGGAAGCACUGCAGGGAUUGAUGUCAUUUCUGGAUCUGUAGGAGAUAUGGCAGAGCUUGGGAUCUCUGAAGCAUUCAAAGUUAAGAAUGCGGUGUUGCUCUCUGCCACCGAGGCUGCUGAGAUGAUUCUGAGAGUCGAUGAAAUCAUCACUUGUGCCCCAAGGAAGAGAGAAGACAGAAUGUGAUGCAUGGACUGGUGUUUUUGGUAUGUGUUGUGAUUGGGGUAUUAAUGAUACACAAUGAUUUGAUGGGUGAAAAGGUUGGUACAAACUUGGUUACAAAGCACUUGGAUUACAAGAUGUAUGAGGUUUUGUUUUAGUUCUUGUUUGGAAAGAGACUGAUUUAAUGUAGGAGAUUUUGGCUUUUUGAAUGUUUAUUGGCGUUAAUGAAAAACCCAUAUCUGAAUUUUGUGCUGUUGCAUUAGAGCUAUAAUUUGGAUGUUGGCAUAAUGAAGCGGUUGAGCUUUAGUUGGAGAGCGCGGGCGAAUGGUGUAUUGUUGUCCACAUUGCAAUGUGGUUUGAGAAUCAAAAACACAAUUAUUGGGUGGUUUUAUCUUUGCAAUGAAUGUGUUUUGGCUCUUGAUUCA
Messenger RNA from Camellia sinensis, 2143 nucleotides. RefSeq names its product TCP-1/cpn60 chaperonin family protein. NCBI's taxonomy places the organism in Eukaryota, Viridiplantae, Streptophyta, Magnoliopsida, Ericales, Theaceae. Gene Ontology annotation, cellular component: cytosol; chaperonin-containing T-complex. The record is from RefSeq and is a predicted model, not a curated record. Gene Ontology annotation, biological process: protein folding. Gene Ontology annotation, molecular function: ATP hydrolysis activity; ATP-dependent protein folding chaperone; ATP binding.